AGAACAGCUUGCUUGGAGACCAGCACAAGCGAGCGAGUCUGCUGGUGCUGGGCGGCAGGUCCGAGUGAUUUCAGUCGGCUGCCCUUCUUGCUUGGUGUGAGAGAGAGAGAUCGGGUGAGCGAAGGAGCAACGAGAGCCCUGCAGCUUGUCCACGGAAUGAGAUAACAACGCAAUGCCGGCGCACACCCCGACCGGAUAAGAAGGAAGGCAGGUGACCGAAGGGGUAGCUUGGCCAUCGACAAGCAGUGUGUCUGACUGCGGGUGUUUUUCAGCAGCUGAUGGAUCAGAAAAGACGACGGGCCUGGCAAUGUGCAACGCAGCCGUUCUAACCUCCCAUCAGAUGGUACCAGCAAUGCCGCUGUCGCGGACCAGGUCGCUGCUCAGCAACAUCAAUGGCAACCACCCGGACUCGGGCACCGGACAGUCGUACCUUCCGCACCUCGGCUCGGCCGACAGCAACGGUCUGCUCAAGACGGCCUCAUCAACCGCCGCAGGGUUGGCCGAGCGACUCAACCCGCCCGAGCGCAACGGCGGCUCCGUCGAACCGUCGUCGCUGCCCAACCUGAACAUGCGUUCGGACAGUCCGCCGCUGGUCAAAACGUCCAGCACCUCCAGUACGAGCAGCAGCAACGGCAGCAGUAAUCAGCAGGCGGCCGCACUCGCCGCGGCGGCCGCCAAGCCCAAGACAAUGGUGGCCACCCCCGAGCAGGUGGCCAAACUGUACCUGAGCAAGCUGACGCCGUACGAGCACCACGAGAUCUUCAACUACCCACAGAUCUACUUCAUCGGGGCCAACGCCAAAAAGCGGCCCGGCAUCAUCGGCUCGGGCAACAACUGUGGAUACGACAACGAGCAGGGCUCGUACAUCCACAUCCCUCACGACCACAUCGCCUACAGAUACGAGGUCCUCAGGGUCAUAGGAAAAGGCAGCUUUGGACAGGUGGUCAAAGCGUACGACCACAAACUGCACCAGCACGUCGCUCUGAAGAUGGUACGCAACGAGAAACGCUUCCACCGGCAGGCGCAGGAGGAGAUCCGCAUCCUCGAGCACCUGCGCAAGCAGGACAAGGACAACUCGAUGAACAUCAUCCACAUGUACGACAACUUCACGUUCCGAUCGCACAUGUGCAUCACAUUCGAACUUUUGUCCAUCAAUUUGUACGAACUGAUCAAGAAGAACAAGUUCCAGGGCUUCAGCCUGCAGCUGGUGCGCAAAUUUGCGCACUCGCUUCUGCAGUGCCUGGACGCCCUGCACCGCAACAAGAUCAUCCACUGUGACAUGAAGCCGGAGAACGUGCUGCUCAAGCAGCAGGGACGCAGCGGAAUCAAGGUGAUUGACUUUGGCUCCAGCUGCUACGAGAACCAGCGGGUCUACACGUACAUCCAGUCGCGAUUCUACCGCGCGCCCGAGGUGAUCCUGGGCGCGAGGUACGGAAUGCCCAUCGACAUGUGGAGUCUGGGCUGCAUCCUGGCCGAACUGUUGACCGGCUUCCCACUGCUGCCUGGCGAGGACGAGGCCGACCAGCUGGCCUGCACCAUUGAGGUGCUCGGCAUGCCGCCCACCAAGCUGCUGGCCGAGUCCAAGAGGGCCAAGAACUUCAUCAGCUCAAAGGGCUACCCUCGUUACUGCACGGCGACGACGAUGGCGGACGGAAGCACCGUGCUGAGCGGCGGACUGUCUCGGCGCGGGAAGCACCGCGGCCCGCCAGGCUCGAAGGACCUGCAGCGCGCGCUCAAAGGCUGUGACGACCCGCUCUUCCUCGACUUCAUCGCCAAGUGUCUCGAGUGGGACCCCGAGAAGCGGAUGACCCCUGCGACGGCGCUGCGCCACGCGUGGCUGCGGCGGCGAUUGCCGCGGCCACCGGCCGACCCGCUGGCGGCCAACGGCGCCACCAGUGGCGCCGACGCCUCGCCGGCCUCUUCGCGCAACUCGAGCGGCGCCAAGCAGCAGGCCAAGCUGCGCGUGCAGCUGUCCGAGGGCGAGCAGACGCAGCGGACGACCAAACUGCCGCAAAUUGGCAGCGUCUCGUAGCUGCGGCUGAGCACAAAAUUGGACUGGGCCGUGCGGCUGAGGCCGCGCCUCAGGGCGUGCGGGGAGUGCGGCGCCGCCGCCUGCGCGCCCUACUGCCGCCGCCGGAAGUGACCCCACGCGCCCCCCACCCCCACCCACCCUCUCCGAGCUGAGAAUUGAGAACGGCUGUGCCUCCCCCAAACCCCCAGUCUGGCUUUUCACCCUGAUUUUUGGUCAAUUUUAUCAAACGCUUUUUUAAUGCAUUAAACUUUUUAUUUCAUUGUAGAAAAACUAAGCGAUUUUAGUAGAUUUCAGUUCUGGAAGAUUAAGAGAUUUUUUAGAAAAUUAGAUUUGGACAAAAAUUGAUCAUGCAGUCAAUAUUUCUCAUUUUGAAAUUUUUUAUUGUUUGUUCAAACUAAUUUUGAAUUGGUACGGAAACCUGAUUUUCUUUCAGUCACACAAUUCAUUGCCACUUUUUUGCAAUGCAAAAUGGAAUUUUUUUUACAGACAUUUUACUAAAGAAUUCCGAUUAUGACUCUGGCUUGAGAAAUUAUCUACCAAGCAUGAAGUGUUGUACACUUGAAGCGCAAAUGACUUUGCAUUUUCUUUCAAUUUUGAAACUAAAAUUAAUGCUUUGACUCCAGGAGUCUUCACUCUGUUUUAAAGAAAUGAAAUAUUUUUUAAUUGUAAAGUAUAACUACUGCAAUAGUUGUUCCGUUUUUAUCGAAGCUUAUUUAAAUUAUAAUUAUCAUUCUGACUAAGUUUUAAAAAUAAAACAUUGACCAAAAUUACGGUUUUGAAUUUUUAAGCAAUAGAAAGAAGUUUUUAGUUUGCCAAUUACUUAUUUAAUUACAGUUUAAACUAUUUUUUCUUUUAAAUGUAUCACAUAAGAGGCACAAGUAUAAAUCCCGCCCCUAGAGACAAUUAAGGCCGUGGAUCACGUUCCGCUUCUGCUCCAUCUGAAUUCUCCGCUACUUCUCAGCCAAUUUUGUGUCGUGUAAUUGUUUGGAAAUGACUCUUUGUGCAAUUAGACAUUCUAGAAAGAGAGAUGACGUGUAUAAAACUUGUAGUUAAAUUUGUCAAAGAACCAAUCAGGCGGAUUGCCACUCGGAGGACGAAAAGAGAAACCGCGCUGUUCUUUUUAGAAAAUCAUGGACUUCAAAAAGGAAGGAAUGCCGCUGUGUUGUUAUGUAAAUUUAUCAAGCCCUGAAUGUGUACCAUAAUCUGAUUGGCCAAAUAGCGUUUAGCACCACUGACUUUUUUUCGAGUUACUGUAUCAAACACGAACGUGUGAAAAGAAAAAUGCAAAAUUUUGUAUUUGAUGAAAAUUUGGACCACAAAAUUUAUCGGAAUCUGAUCGAUUUGUUAACUACUAAUAAGUAACUAUUGAUUGAAUUGAUGGAUUGAACCUUGUCUUGAUGGUCAUCGAGAUCUCAUUAUGAUUAAAUAUUUAAACGAACGAAGCAGUGUAGGCCUAAUGAAGAAAGAGCUCGAUCAAGUCACUUUCUUGCAUGCCUGAUUUCGGCCUUUCCGUUGAAACCCUGAGUUAUGAGGCUUUGAAAACGCACUGCUGACUUGUUUCAACAGGCCGUUGCGUAUGAAAUUUUUUGAUUGAUACGGCCUACUGAGAAUUGUGAAAAGUGGCCAUAAAAUUAGUUUAUUUGGGAAAUUUUGAGUCCUCAGUCUCGAGGCACUUUUUGUUUCUAAUUAAAAUUAAAAUUUUGUGUAAUAGAAUAUUUCAAGUUUGCAUUAUAAACUUUGUGAUCUCGGAUCAGAAAUUAAAAUAAUUAUCAACGAGUCCGCUCUUGUUUCUUGUUUUUGUUCGCACUGAUUUUCUUCGGUCACAACGACAACUGGCCAAGAUAGGCUUCUUGUAAAUUGAUUUCAAUCAGAUCUGGAUCGUUGGCCGAUUUCAGGCAGUCCUCUUGUCAGGAAUUGUGUGUUUUCGUACGGAAAAGUCUCCAGCCGCGCUAAGAUUGUAAAAAAUCAGAAAGAAAAAAAUAUUGAUAAUUGGUUAAAUUCGAGCUACAAGCGCCAUGGUUGUCUUUUCCGGGUUUCGUACUUUGGUACGGACGUUUAUUAAGGGAAAAGAAAUUAGCACUGCCUUAAUGUGUAACAAAAACGAAGAAGGUUGAAAUCUCAAAAGUCCCUGGUGAAAACUUUGAAGAUUGAUUCACCUGAUUAACUAAUUGUUAGUAAGAGUAAAAGAAAGAAAGAGCGAGCGAGCGACGAAUGCAAAGUUGUGGCAAUACUCACUGAAUAUCAAUUUUGCAAAGUUAGGUGAUCUUAUUAAUUACUAUGCUGAUUAAUUAAAGGAGAAGCUGCGCGUCAAUUUCACCCCCGUUUCCUUUGCCGUUGAACGAAAUAUAUAGCAAAUUGCUUGAAUCACCUUUUCACACGCCCUGCACACAAAGCACACACAACCACAUUCACUUGGAUGACCAAGAUCCUUUCAGUGCCAUUUUCGCUCAAAUCGAUAAUUGAGGACUGAAGUACUUAACAUGUAAAUGAAAUAAUUAACGCAAUUACCAAUUUAUGAGAGAGAAAAUCAUGAAUUUUUUUGGUUUGUCCGAAUUCUGAAACCGCAACUUUUCUAACUCUGUCAACGACUUGUUACGCGUAGUAAUUAUUAUAAUUAAAAAGCGAAAAUUGUGUAAAGAAACCCCCGUUUAGCCUUUCUUAAUUUUAAGUGCGCUCUGAAUAAGAUUAGAAGAUUUUUGUUAACUGUCCAUAAUUUUAUGUGAUAUUUCCCCUCCCACACGUCUCUUUUGCGGAUGGCUUUUUUGGAUUAAAACGUUCACAUUUUUUUUUUUUUUUUAUUACAAAAUAUUACAAUAUCAUCGCACACACACAC
Molecule: messenger RNA, 4865 nt
Organism: Neocloeon triangulifer
Lineage: Eukaryota; Metazoa; Arthropoda; Insecta; Ephemeroptera; Baetidae
Product: dual specificity tyrosine-phosphorylation-regulated kinase 2-like
Exons: 4
Coding region: 308-2032 (574 amino acids)
Biological process (GO): peptidyl-threonine phosphorylation; peptidyl-serine phosphorylation
Cellular component (GO): nucleus
Molecular function (GO): ATP binding; protein serine/threonine kinase activity; protein serine/threonine/tyrosine kinase activity
Source: RefSeq, a predicted model, not a curated record